Messenger RNA from Oryzias latipes (Japanese medaka), 906 nucleotides. It is a transcript of the gene lamp3, whose product is annotated as lysosomal associated membrane protein 3. Gene Ontology annotation, cellular component: late endosome membrane; lysosomal membrane; plasma membrane. Lineage: Eukaryota; Metazoa; Chordata; Actinopteri; Beloniformes; Adrianichthyidae. The record is from RefSeq and is a predicted model, not a curated record. Gene Ontology annotation, biological process: establishment of protein localization to organelle.
GUUUGCCUUUGUUGAGUCAAAACCACAUUUGCUUAAAUUGACUGCUCUUCUUUCGCCGUGGCAUCCUUCAGCUGUCAUUCUCCUCUGAUCACGAUGCUGAAUGCUCACAGGUGGCCUCCUAUCCUCCUGGCUGCUGUUAUUCCAUGUGUCUUCCUGCAGUGGACUGAUGGGUUUCUCCAGCCUGGAUUGCUUUCUGAGGCUCACAUUUAUCAGCCCAUCCUAAACCCCAACGAGAGCAUUCCCACACAAGGAAGCUACGCAGUGAAAAACUAUAAUGGAAAUUCGUGUGUUAUGGUCGUCAUGGGAGUGGAGUACAUCAUCACUGAAAACAAGAUAAACUGGUAUUUCAGCCUGGACCCAUCAAAAGUUAAGGUCAAUGGAUAUUGUGGCAAAUAUGUUGCAAAUAUCUCUCUCACGAUACCAGGUGAUACAGCCAGUCUGCAGUUCACUAUUAAGAAGAAAUUCGACAAAUUUUACGUCUCCCAGUUGAAUGCUCACUUGUCCCCUCAGCCUCUUUGCAAAGGAUGUAUCAAUAAAACAUAUUCAGGCCAGAUCACCAGUGAGAUGCUUUUCAUGACACCUGUCUGUGAAAGCUUCAAGUGCAGGUCAGGACGCCUGCUUUCUGUUUCACCUGAGAUGAAGAUCAAGAUGGCUCCUCUGCAAAUGCAAGCCUUCAAUUUUUCUGACAGAGAGUAUGAUGCAGUGUGUCUCAAGAAGUCAAAGAAAAUCAUUGGCAUGGUUAUGGGAGCAGUAGUGAUGACUCUGGUUUUCAUCAUCGUGCUGUCAUUUCUGUUCAUCAGAGACCGGCACAGACAAGGAUAUGAAAGGAUGUGAAUCUGCACAUGUGUGUGUUUUUUAUGUAUGCUUGGAAAAAAUUAAUAAAGAUAACCUAUUUUCAAAAAAACA